AGAAAGGAGGAAGGUAACACAGACGGAGAGAAAAGAGGAGAAUGGAAGCGCCAAAGACAAUUGCACAUGAGAUCGGGGGGAUCCAAAACGACGCCCUUCGAUUCGGCCUCCACGGCGUCAAAAGCGAUCUCGUUGGAGCUCACCCUCUCGAAUCCACCUACCAGUCUGCGAAGAAUACUCAAGAGCAGAUGAGGAGAAAAAUCCUUGCUAACACAUUUGGCUCUGCCUUUCCACUCAAGAUGGAUCUUGAUAGGCAAAUUCUUUCGCGAUUUCAGAGGCCACCAGGACCAAUUCCAUCUUCAAUGCUAGGCCUUGAGGCUCAUACAGGAAGAUUGGAUGAUUUUGGUUUUGAGGAUUAUCUGAAUGAUCCUCGUGAAUCUGAAACUUUGAGGACGCCUGACAUGCAUCAUGCGAUGGAAGUACGCCUUGGACUUUCCAGGGGACCUGUCUGCCCAAGUUUCCUAUAAAACAAGUGGUUCACUUCUUGUCAAUUGCUAAUAGAGGACGUUGUCUGAACUUAUCAUGCCAUGUGACUGAGACAAUUUGAUUUAGGGCCUGUUAUCCUAAUCCAUUUUAAUGUUGUUUUUAGUAAUGGCAUUCAAUUAUCACUGUGUGAUUAUAUAAGCCCUAUUUGACAUUGA
Messenger RNA from Hevea brasiliensis (rubber tree), 641 nucleotides. Its product is annotated as cyclin-B1-2. Gene Ontology annotation, biological process: proteasome assembly. The coding region runs from base 42 to 467 and encodes 141 amino acids. The record is from RefSeq and is a predicted model, not a curated record. Lineage: Eukaryota; Viridiplantae; Streptophyta; Magnoliopsida; Malpighiales; Euphorbiaceae. Gene Ontology annotation, cellular component: nucleus; cytoplasm. The transcript has 4 exons.